CAGUUUCGCAAUCUGCGGGAACCAGCAGCGCAGGACGUGGAAGCUGAUGCAGUGGGAAAUUGCAAAGAAGAAGAUAAAUGCUAUCGUCGAGCAUCAGCAUGAUUAUCAUGCAGGACUACAAGUAGGGACUAACAGAGGCUCAGCUUCCUACCCUU
Molecule: messenger RNA, 155 nt
Organism: Amoebophrya sp. A120
Lineage: Eukaryota; Dinophyceae; Syndiniales; Amoebophryaceae
Source: the annotation of a GenBank genome assembly